This is a messenger RNA of Orbicella faveolata, 808 nucleotides long. RefSeq names its product transmembrane and ubiquitin-like domain-containing protein 1. The record is from RefSeq and is a predicted model, not a curated record. Gene Ontology annotation, biological process: ERAD pathway. Lineage: Eukaryota; Metazoa; Cnidaria; Anthozoa; Scleractinia; Merulinidae. Gene Ontology annotation, molecular function: protein binding.
ACAACGCGACAGCCAUUUACUGCGGUGGAGAGUUUUGUUCUUGGAAAUUCGAUUGUUACUACACCUAAAAGCUGUACUAAUGGCAGCUCCCAUUAUCGAAGGAAUUGACAAUGAAGUUCUUUUAGUUGCUAGUGUUUUCGUGGCUUUGGUGGCAAUACUUUUAGUCCAUUUGGUUUAUAAUUCGAAUAGAAACAGCAGUGCUAGACAGAACGAAUCAAAUUUCUCUCCAGACUCGGAUUCGGCAAGGUCUUUGCGGCCUGAGGAUGCAACACAAGAGAACUCAAGGGAAGGCACAGAGUCAGCAGAUACUGGCCCGCUCACUGAGGACUUGAAUCAGACGUCAACAUUACCAUCUCACAAUGAUGUUGCUGAAGAAGAUACAAGUACUUCACAGUCAGCUAAUGACACAACCAUGCCACAGAUGGACAGAACGUCAGAUGGGGUGCGCUGGAGAUGCCCAGCUGAAAGCACACCUCAUUCUGACAACCAAAGUAGCAUACCUGAAGAUUAUAUGUCAAUUCGUGUGAAAUUCUUGGAGAAUGAAAGGACCUUGUCUGUAAAUAGGACAACGACUGUGGGAGAAUUGAAAAGGUUGUGCUUCUCAAACGAUUUAAACAGUGGAAGAAGGGUGCGGCUCAUAUACAGUGGACGUUUACUAGAAAAUGACACUGCCUCUUUAUCUUUUUACGGAGUCGACAACUAUUCUGUUGUCCACGCCCAAAUUUCUGAUCUCAGAAGGAGUCCAAAUGAACAGUCUGCCAGGCAAAAUGAAGAGGAAGAUUUAGAUAUUUCAAAGCUAUUCUUACCU